CCCCGAGGGGGAGGCGGAGCCGCCGCGUCACGUGAGUCCCCCCGCUCCAGCUCCCGCCGCCGCCGCCGCCGCUCCAGCUCCAGCUGUCUUUCUCUGUCUCGGGUGAGGCAGCCAUCUUGCUCUGGCCGCGUGCUGGUGUUGGAGGACCCUCCCUGUUUCAGAUUUAUCAACAGCAUGAAUCAAGAAAAGUUAGCCAAACUUCAGGCUCAGGUCCGGAUAGGGGGCAAGGGUACAGCUCGCAGAAAGAAGAAGGUGGUACAUAGAACAGCUACAGCUGAUGACAAAAAGCUUCAGAGUUCUCUAAAAAAACUGGCAGUGAAUAAUAUAGCUGGUAUUGAAGAGGUGAACAUGAUUAAAGAUGACGGGACAGUUAUUCAUUUCAACAACCCCAAAGUACAAGCUUCCCUCUCAGCUAACACCUUUGCAAUUACUGGUCAUGCAGAAGCCAAACCAAUCACAGAAAUGCUUCCCGGAAUAUUAAGUCAGCUCGGAGCUGACAGCUUAACAAGUCUUAGAAAGUUAGCAGAACAGUUCCCUCGGCAAGUGUUGGAUAGCAAGGCACCAAAACCAGAAGACAUUGAUGAGGAGGAUGAUGAUGUUCCAGAUCUUGUAGAAAAUUUUGAUGAAGCAUCAAAGAAUGAAGCAAACUAAAAUCUUUUCUGGUUUUUGGAAGCUGGCAUGGACUAGAUUUAACAAAUCAGCUAUGUGGUUCCAAAGUUUUACAGACAUGGAGAACAUCACAUUACUAGUACAGUAAUAUAAAUAUUUUGUAUAUUAACAAUGCUGUUUAUUCAGCAUUUUUUGGUCAUUUGAUUUUGCAUUUUGCACUUCCAGGAUCUAUACUUUUGGUCAAAAUAUGAAGUAGUGGUGCAGUUUGAGGGUUUUGGGUUUUAGAUUCUUCUUUUUGGGGGGGGUGUCUUUGGUGUAUGUAUGUAUAUGUAUGCGUGUGGUAUGUGUGUUCACAGUGGAGAGCAAUUCGAAAACAGUUCUAUUUAUCCUCUCCUUCCCUAGUAGAAAUAAAGCAAAUCUUCCCAUUUGUUACCUUUUUUCCCCAAUAAUGAACAGAAUUAAUGAAAAAUGAGUACUUGACUUCAGAUCUAAAGAGUUUUUUUUUUUUAUCAUUGGAGGUCUGGUUUUAAUUUACUUGGCUAACUAUCAUAGUUUUCAUACAUUUUUCUGGGUUCAAAUGUCUUGAGACAUUUUGCCAUCCACUUGUAGCUGAAGUAACAAGUUGGGUAUCUUUGGUGUGGUUGCCUUUGGUUCAUUCUACCGAGUCAGACCCAGAAGAACUUCUACUAGCUUUCUUCCUGAUAGGCUAUUUUCCCUCUCACUUUGGUCUUUAAAUAGCCUGAUCCGCCUUUGGUAAUUAAUAUUCUUCCUCAUCUUCUGCCUAGCCUAAGAGGGAUGUUCUCCAUAGAGAGUUAAAUGAGUGCCUAGUACCUCUUUUUGUAAGAUUUUGUUCCCUCAUCUUGAGGAACAACGAUUCCAUCUUUAGCUUUAUAUUUCCCCUCAAUGUUACCGUUUGGUAGAUUUCAAACUAAAGUAGCAUGUGCUUUUUUUUUCUAGCAUGUGCUUGCUAGAAACAUUCAUGCCAGCCAUAUCCUGUAUCCUAGCUGUUCUCAUUAGCAGGUGCAAGAAUGCCUCUGUUUCCGCAAAGUUGACAUUUCGAAUGUCCUUUUAAAUGAUUUAAAAAAAAAAAAUAGGCCAUAGACUCAUGCUCUAGCACAAAUGGGCAUUCCAUAACAUGGUACUGGCCUCAAGGGGAUUCAUCAUUCCUACUCUUGGCCUUGAACCUACCUCUAGGUUAGAUCUUAUUAUUGUAACUGCUCACAACACCCUCUGCAUGCUUAUAACAAUGCUUUGGGAGGGGGAGCACUGUAAAACACACUAUUUAUUUUUCACCUUUUAGAGGGUCUUGGAGAUAAGUUGCAUUCUUUCACUCAAGUUUCCUUCUUGCUAUUUGCUAAAAGCUUGCAUUUUGCAUAUCAGCAUUUAUUAUAUCCAAUAUUUUAAGGAUAAGAUUUAGAAAAUCUAGCAUUUUUCUGGCCUAUCACUAUACUAACUGCAGCUUAACCAUACAGCAUUCCAGCUUAUGUUUCAAGGUAGAUAUCUUUACUUGAUAUCUAAAGUUCAAGACCAACAACAUGAGAAAUCUGUAGACAUGAAGGCAUAGUUCUUGUGGAGGUUUUUUCUUUUUCAUCCAAACACUUCAAGUCCUAUUUUAUAAGUUCGUUGAUUUUCCUGUUAUGUUUUAUUUAAUAUAUGGACUUAAUAAAAUAACAGUAAUAAAAUAACAGUACAAAGGAGGACCGUA
Perognathus longimembris pacificus (Pacific pocket mouse) is the source of this 2314-nucleotide messenger RNA. It is a transcript of the gene Btf3l4, whose product is annotated as basic transcription factor 3 like 4. NCBI's taxonomy places the organism in Eukaryota, Metazoa, Chordata, Mammalia, Rodentia, Heteromyidae. The record is from RefSeq and is a predicted model, not a curated record. The transcript is spliced from 6 exons. Bases 175 to 651 code for a protein of 158 amino acids.